AUGCAGGUGGCUGAUUUUACCAAGCGAGAGUACUUAGACAGAGAAGCACUAGACGCGCUGGUAGCCCUUUGCGAUAGAGAGGCCCGCCUUACUUCAGAGCACACAGGAGCAACUGAGGGUAUGCUGGAUCGGGCAGACCCCUACUUCAUACUUAAUGCGAUAACCGAGAGCCUCUAUACGGAGCUUCUGGAAUUAGCGAUUCAUCAAGGUACUAUGAACAAAAGCCAGCCACCGUACAUCAUUACGCCAAAGCACGUUACUCAUCUCUUGAAUACGUACGGGGUCAACGGAGCCCGCUUUCUUGUCGAGGAGUGA
Molecule: messenger RNA, 315 nt
Organism: Giardia duodenalis
Lineage: Eukaryota; Fornicata; Diplomonadida; Hexamitidae
Exons: 1
Coding region: 1-315 (104 amino acids)
Source: RefSeq, a predicted model, not a curated record